CCCCUCCUGCAAGCAACUCACCGCCACUUCCCCUCUAGCUUCCUCCUCCCUCCUCCCUCCUUUCAUGGCAGGAAAGGCUGAGGUGAUGAUGCCCAUAAGCCAUCCAAUUUGACCCAUGCCAUCCUGGACCUAUAUACAUACUGCCCCAGCGCACACUCGCAAUCUCAAUUUUUUGCUACUGCUAGCUCCUCAACCUAUCUGCUUUUGCCUGCUGCAAGCUUUUGCUUUGGUUUAGGUGCUUCUUUUCCACUCCUUUACUGCUCCCCUACUUUUGCUUGCUUUGUCACGCACACGAAAAGCUCCUGCCUUUAUCUUCUCGGACCUUAUCUCUGCCCCGUAGUGGGAUUUGGUGGGAGCUCCGCUGCUUGCCUCCCGCGUUUCUUUGCUCAAUUGGGUUUGCAGCUCGCGGGUGCGCGUGUUCUUGGUCGGAAUUCAGGUUCUUGGGUGGGGAUUGCCCGGUUUCUCGAGCGAUUGCGGGAGCCCGCUGCAGAAAGCUCAAAUCUUUGCUCAAUUCCGGCGGGGCCUCGGCGCGCCGGAGAUGAACGACCAGCUGCUGCCGGCGCCGGAGUCGUCGUGUUUCCUCAACCUCAAGUGGGACCAGUCUAUGGCCGCAGGCGACCACCUCGGCCAGGCGCUCAGCUCGAUGGUCUCCUCCCCGGCGUCCAACUCGACGGCCGCCGCGGCGACUGACGGCCUCGCUCUCCACGGGAUCUCGCCGCAGCCGCAGCACGGUGGCACUCCUCUCAGCUCACCCCCCAAGCUCAACCUAUCCAUGAUGGGCCAGUUCCACCACUACCAACCGCCGCAGGUCGGUGGCGCGGGAGCCGCCGGCUUGCCAAUCCUGGAGAACUUCAUGCCAAUGGGCCACCUGGACCAGUUCCUCUCCGACCCAGGCUUCGCCGAGCGCGCGGCGAGGCUUUCCGGCUUUGACGGCCGCGCCAGCGGUAGUGUCUAUGGCGGCGCCGUCCCUGGACAGUUCGGUCUCCCGGACGCCGGCCCGGUCAGCGCAUUGAAGGAGCUGGAGCUCGGGAACGGCCGGGACGAGUCAUCAGUAUCCGAUCCGGCGUCGGCCAGCGCGGAAAUGGCGCUGAAGGGGCCUUCCGACGGCAAUGCAAGGAAGCGGAAGGCCAGCGGGAAGGGGAAAUGCAAGGACGGCCCCGUGUCCACCUCCGUCAAUGAUCUCGCUAAGGAGGAAUCUAGCGGGAAGCGGUGCAAAUCGGCGGACGAGAGUAAUGACGCGGAGGAAAAUUCCGCCAAGGGGAAGGCCGCGCAGAGCAACAGCGAGAAUGGUGGCAAGAAGCAGGGAAAGGACAGCACGUCGAAACCCCCGGAACCGCCCAAGGACUACAUCCAUGUCCGGGCGAGGCGCGGUGAGGCGACAGACAGCCACAGCCUUGCCGAGAGGGUGAGAAGGGAAAAAAUCAGCCAGAGGAUGAAGCUGCUGCAGGAUCUUGUGCCGGGUUGCAACAAGGUGGUUGGCAAGGCAGUUAUGCUCGAUGAAAUCAUAAACUACGUGCAGUCCUUGCAACGGCAAGUCGAGUUUCUGUCCAUGAAAUUGGCCACUGUGAAUCCCCAGCUAGACUUCAACAAUUUGCCUAACCUCCUUCCUAAAGAUAUGCAGCAGUCAUGCGGCCCGUUGCAGAGCUCACAUUUUCCACUGGAGACCUCAGGCGCACCGCUGUCAUACAUUAACCAUCCUCACCCGGGGAACCCUCUUGGUUGCAGUCUAACCAAUGGCGUAGACAACCAGAGUUCUAUGCAUCCGCUAGACCCUGCAUUUUGUAGACAGAUGAAUUCGCAGCAUCCUUUUCUCAAUGGAUGCAGUGAUGCUGACUCACAGGUUGGGACUUUCUGGCAAGACGAUCUUCAAAGUGUUGUUCAAAUGGAUAUUGGGCAAAGUCAGGAGAUUGACACCUCUUCCAACAGCUACAAUGGUUCAUUGCAAAUAGUCCACAUGAAAAUGGAGCUUUGACAUAGUUAAAGUUCAGUCCAAAGCUCCACGCCCGUGUAUAUAAAGAGAGGUCAGCAUGCAGCGGAAGCACUCCGAGGUUCAACCUAACAACGUUGGGCCCUAGCAGUGUUUUAGCUUCUAUUUUUCACCCUGGUGUAAUGAUUCUUUGAACAAAACGAAAAGCACCACGCACGGCGGUUGGUUGCUUCCAUCGCCGCUUGUUUAGCUACAAGUUCGCGCGCAAUGUGGUGCAUGCAGUAUAUGCUCAGUCAGACCCUUGUCCUCUCAAGCGAUAGGAAAAGACGUGUAAUAUCAUUUGUAUUGCCAUUAUAUUUGUAGCUGAUAUAUCUAUUUAAUAUCAUUAUGCCUGUC
Messenger RNA from Phragmites australis (common reed), 2323 nucleotides. RefSeq names its product transcription factor bHLH77-like. The coding region runs from base 539 to 1972 and encodes 477 amino acids. The transcript has 8 exons. Gene Ontology annotation, molecular function: protein dimerization activity; DNA-binding transcription factor activity. The record is from RefSeq and is a predicted model, not a curated record. Gene Ontology annotation, cellular component: nucleus. Gene Ontology annotation, biological process: regulation of DNA-templated transcription. NCBI's taxonomy places the organism in Eukaryota, Viridiplantae, Streptophyta, Magnoliopsida, Poales, Poaceae.